Molecule: messenger RNA, 1608 nt
Organism: Kluyveromyces lactis
Lineage: Eukaryota; Fungi; Ascomycota; Saccharomycetes; Saccharomycetales; Saccharomycetaceae
Gene: PRC1
Product: carboxypeptidase C PRC1
Exons: 1
Coding region: 1-1608 (535 amino acids)
Biological process (GO): proteolysis
Cellular component (GO): fungal-type vacuole
Molecular function (GO): serine-type carboxypeptidase activity
Source: RefSeq, a predicted model, not a curated record
AUGAGAACUGCUAGUGUUUUGUGUGCUUUGGCUGGUUGCGCGUCCGCUUUAAGCGUUCAAAAUAAGUUACCAGGAAGAACUGCCUUGGAUAAAGCAAUUGACGCUUUAGGGUUAAGUUCAUCUGAUGUUUUAAGCUCUCUUCCUAACCAUUUGAAGACCGCUUGGAACGAAAUGGGGAUGUUGUUCCCACAAGAAGCUGGUCAAUUGGAGUUUUUAUCCAAACCAAGAGGUAAGAUUACCAAGCACGAUAAGUGGGAUUACGUGGUGAAACCAGAGAGUUUCGUUUCUACUGCAAACGUUAACAACGAUAACGUUGGGAACUACCAAUUGCGUGUGAAGAAGAUUAAGGACCCUAAGGUCUUGGGUGUGGACCCAGAUGUUAAGCAAUACUCUGGUUAUUUGGACGUUGAAGAUGAGGAUAAGCAUUUCUUUUAUUGGUUCUUUGAAUCCAGAAACGAUCCAAAGAAUGACCCUAUCAUUCUUUGGUUGAACGGUGGCCCUGGUUGUUCUUCUUUGACCGGUUUGUUCUUCGAAUUGGGUCCAUCUUCUGUUGGUGAAGAGAUUAAACCAAUUUACAACCCACAUUCUUGGAAUAGUAACGCUUCUGUGAUCUUUUUGGAUCAACCAGUUAACGUUGGUUACUCUUAUUCUUCCUCUGAAGGUGUCUCAAACACCGUUGCUGCCGGUAAAGACGUUUACGCAUUCUUGCAAUUGUUCUUCCAACAAUUCCCAGAGUACGCAUCGGGCCAAGAUUUCCAUAUCGCUGGUGAAUCUUAUGCUGGUCAUUAUAUCCCAGUGUUCGCUACUGAAAUUUUAUCUCAUCCAACUGAAGAACGUUCUUUCAACUUGACUUCUGUUCUUAUCGGUAACGGUCUAACCGAUCCAUUAAGCCAAUAUCCAUACUACGAACCAAUGGCUUGUGGUGAAGGUGGUGAACCAUCCGUAUUGGAACCAGAACAAUGUGACAAUAUGUUGGAAACUUUACCAAGAUGUCUAAACUUGAUCCAAUCCUGUUACGAAUACGAAUCCGUUUGGUCUUGUGUUCCAGCCUCCAUCUAUUGUAAUAACGCUCAAAUGGGUCCUUAUCAAAGUACUGGUAAGAACGUUUACGAUAUUCGUAAAGAAUGUCAAGGUGAAUUGUGUUACGAUGAAAUGAAAUACAUGGACGAAUAUUUGAACUUGGAUUUCGUUAAGGAAGCCGUUGGUGCUGAAGUUGACAACUAUGAAUCGUGUAACUUCGACAUUAACAGAAACUUCUUAUUUGCAGGUGAUUGGAUGAAACCAUACCACAAGCACGUUACCGAAUUGUUGGAACAAGAUCUUCCAGUUCUAAUUUACGCAGGUGACAAGGAUUUCAUCUGUAACUGGUUGGGUAACCAAGCUUGGACCAACUUAUUGCCAUAUAAGGAUGCCGAAGAAUUUGCUAAACAACCAGUUAAGAAUUGGGUUACUUCUGUUGGUAAGAAGGCCGGUAAGGUUAAGAACUUUGACAAGUUCACCUUCCUAAGAGUAUACGGUGCUGGACACAUGGUACCAUUCGACCAACCAGAAAAUGCUUUGGAUAUGGUUAAUGACUGGGUUAACGGUAAGUUUGACUUCGAGCAUUAG